UUCUCCCGGAGAUUCGGCCGUGCACUUGAAGGCAUCACACCGAGGGCGGUGCAGGUCUGAGCAGCUUAGCCAGCAAGUUAGCUUAGCUUGUUAACCAGUGGAGCUAAUCUCCGCGGCCAGAUCCUCUUCGCGUCGCGCCGCUUCAGUACGGCCACCACCCGAAGCACACCGCGGGACAAUGGAGGGAGAAAUUCACAAAAUGGAGCCCACGGAAAGUGAGCAAGACGAGGAGGAAGAUGUAUACGAAGUGGAGAGGAUCAUUGACAUGCGUGUGGAGGAGGGGGAGGUGCUCUACAGAGUGCGCUGGAAGAACUACUGCUCGGAUGACGACACCUGGGAGCCCGAGGCCCACCUGGAGGACUGCCGGGAGGUGUUGUUAGCGUUUAAGAAGGCCGCCACUGACGCCAAGAGAGAAGCGGAGGCCAGGAAGGUUGUGCAGAAACCGCUGCCCGCAAAGAGCGACGUGUUUGACGCCGACUCGGAGAGUGACAGCGACAAAGAUCGGCCCAGCGCGGCGCCCGUCAAGAAGAAGAAAAAGAAGAAGGUGCGGGAAGAGGAGGAGGAUGAGGAGGAGGAGCUGCAGCCUCGGAAGGAGAAGAAGAAGAAGAAGAAGAAAGAUAAGUGGAGGGAUGAGUUCAAGCCCGUGCCGGCGCCGGAGACCGACGAGGACGAGGUGAUGCCGCCGUCCCCUUCCCUGCCGAAGGAGAAGCCGGCAGAGCAAAAAAAACGUCUGAUUGACUCGGAUGACGAGGACGAUGAGCCAGCCCCACCAAAGAAACCCAAGAAAGACAAAGGCAAAGAUGGAGGGAAGCACAGGAAAGACAGAGAGGACGAGGGGAAGAAGAAGAAAGCAAAGAGAGAACAGAAGCUUGAGUCUUCUGAAGACGACGCCCCUGCCGCCCCCCACGAGGACGAUCUAAGUGAGGGCCUCUCAGACUCCCAACAGGAGGAGGAGACACAGGCCGAGGCUGUGACAAAACCCCCUGAGAAGGUCCGCGGAGACGACAAAUCCAAACACAAGAAGGGCAAGUUGGAUGUCAAGCUGCAGGGCAUCAAGGAUCUCAUCCAGGACAGGAAGGGCAAGAAGACCGAGGUCUUGCUGAAGGAGAGCAGCCUCCACAAACUGAAGAGCCUCACGUCCAAAGGCAGGGAGGAGGCCGGGCGGCACUCGUCCGACUCCAGCGACAGCUCCAGCCUGCACAAGAAGGCCAAGAGCAAAAGUCAGGAGGGCGCCUCCGCACCGACCAAGACCCCCUCAUCCGCCUCCGUGACCUCGUCCGGCGCCACAGCAGGCAAGGUCAAAGAGGACGAGGCCUCCAAAGACGACUCGUCGGGACAGAAAGACGCCAAAGGCUCCACCAACCUGUUUGAGACCUUCUUGUUGAACUGCGAGGCAAAGGACAGAGCCCCCCGGAGGCCGCCAACGCACCCGGCCACCUCAGACCGGAGCAGCAACAAGCCCCCCAAGGUGGUUGGAAAGAUUGAGAAGAUCUCCAAGCCAAUCCGAGAGUCUCCGUCACGGAAGGAGCCCGAAAGGAUGGAAAAGACCAAGCAAACAGAAGUCGCAUCCAAGCCCAGCCAGAGUCACGGCUUCAGCCUGGACAGCGACGAGAUGGAAGGACAGGAGCCGGCAACAAAGCCCCGGGACGAGCGCCGGGAGAGGCCCGAGGAGAGCUUGCGGCCGAGCUGGGAGAGGAAGGGGCAGAUGGACGACCGCCGAAAGAGGAGGGAAGACAGUGAGCCCAGACUCCUCGUGGCAGGUGAUGACCACGUGGACCGCCAGGACUCGCUGGAGACCACUGACAAAUCUGACAAAGGUCCGGCCACCAUGAGUUUAGGAAUGGAUCUCAGCCUGGACUGGUUGACCCUGGACGACUUUCAGAAACAUCUGAAUGGAGAGGACGAGAUCCUAUCGGCUGCCCCGCUGUCACCCAGCGAGUUGCGAGACGCCGUGAAAAGCGGAGAUUACAUGGCUGUGAAACUGGCCCUUAAUUCCAAAGAGGAGUACAAUUUGGACCAAGAGGCAUGUACAAUUGGUGAGAGGAGCUCACUUGAAGGAAAGAGGAGCUCGAUGGAAGACGGAGGUCCACAGGAGGCUUUUUUAAAUGGGCCGCAAGGUGGCGACUGUGCAAGUACAGUCUCGGCAGCGCUUGAAGACAUCCAGAAAGAUGCGAGUGAAUCUCAAACAACUCUUUAUGCUUCAUAUUUACACCAUGAAAGUCAAGGAAGCGGGAUGUCAGAAGACACAAAAGCCGAUUCAUCAAAUAAUUUGAGGCUGACCUUUGACAUUCAAAAGCCACCCACGAAUGUAGAGAAUAGGCUGACUAAGGACUUCAACCUGAAGGCGCAGACCAACGUCCAACCUGAAGGCGCAAACUACUCAACUGACGCAAACGAGGUCGCGGCGGGUCACUCCGAUAGCGCAGCUCGAGCCUCGCAAAUCACGGGUCCAACCAGAAGAUCAUGUCGCACAAGGAAAAGUGUUGAAGCCAAACAACCGACACGAACAAGUCAAAGGGCGUGUAAGAAGGUGGUUCGGUCAGCGGAAGCCACAAGUGAGGAGGAAGACAUGGAAAAGGAGCCAAGAAAAAAGCACUUCUGUUUAUAUUGCAAGAUGCCUUUCACUCAGUUGGCCAAACAUUUGGAAAAGAAACAUGGCGAUGAAACGGACGUGGCGCACGCCAUCCACUUUCCCAAAGGCUCCAAGGUCAGACAGACCUUGCUGGACCAAAUACGCAAUAACGGCGAUUAUCAGCAUCAUUCCAAAGCUCCAAAAAACCAAGAGGAAGAAGUGGCCCAAAAGGAGUCGACAAGGCCAAAAAUAUGCGUUCGGGAUUUCCUACCAUGCCAGCACUGCUACACUUUUUACCGCAAAACUGAUCUGUGGCGACAUGAGCACUCUUGCAAGGCCAGAAAGGGUGAUGACAAACCCCCAGAAAUGGCCAAGAAGGGGGGAGGUGCCACCCACGGCACCACCCACGGCACCACCCACGGCACCACCCACGGCACCACCGCACAGCUGCUUCCGAUGUGCGAGUUCCUAACAAAAGGAUGCAAGGAGAUCAUCCACAUCAUGCAUCAGGACGACAUCGCCAGGCAUGUCAGAAACGACCCGCUCAUUUGCAAGUACGGCAGUGCCUUAUCCGCAAAGUACGACCACGACAAGUCUCAGUUUGCGUACAUCGGACAAAAGAUGAGAGAGUUGGGUCGCUUCAUGAUUGCGGUCAACGAGCUGGACAAAGGUGUGCAGUAUUUGCAUGAACUGUGUCUCCCGUCAAGGUUUGAAUUGGCUGUGGAGGGGGCCAAAAAAGCCAGUGGCUUUGAUCCAAGCUGCAGUAAGUUUAAAACCUUUUCCCUUGUUUCCAAGAUCGGGUACUCCUUGAAACGAGCAGCAGAAAUCGCCUUUGGCGAAAGUCGCAUGACCGAAGAUAGCCAAACCGAAAGCGCGGUCAAGCAAUUCAUACAGCUGGUGGACACAAAAUGGAGCCGCUGUUUUUCCCGCAAAUCUCUGUCAUCCUCAAAGCAGGAGGUCAGGAAAGCGCAAGUGGACACGUCCAGUGUGACGGAGGAUUUGAUCAAACUCUACCGGUUCAUCACGGAAGAGGAAGAUGAAGCAAGGAAGGAGCUCAAGGAAAGUCCCAGUGUGGCCAAUUGGAAAAAGCUGAGCGAGGCCACACUGGCCGACGUCUGCCUCUUCAACAGAGCGCGGGUAGGAAAUAUCGGUAGACUGCUCUUGCAUACUUACACCAGCAAAAGGUGCAGUGGUGCGUUUGUGCCUUCUGCGGAUCAGAUGAAGAAAUGCACCAAGCUGGAGGUGGAACUUGGCGACCACUUCACUCGGUUGGAACUGGAAGGGCAGUAUGGAAGGAAUAUGUUGGUUCUGCUUACCCAAAAGAUGAGUCUGUCGCUCGACCUGCUGGUGGAAAACCGCCAGGAUGCCGGCGUAUCAAGAAGUAACCCUUACCUGUUUGCACGUACCGAGGGGCCAUCCUUCAUCCGAGGACUGGACUGCUUUCGAAGGGCUACGGUGGAAAGCGGGGUGAAAAACCCCGAAGCGCUCCUGUCCCCCUCAUUGAGAGCGCAAAUUGCCAACUGCUGGCAGCUAAUGAGCCUCGGCGAGCGCCAGUUGGAUGGCGUCGCCAAGCUGCUAAGAAAGAGCAGCCAGGAGUGUCACGCGUUGGCCAAAAAUGCGUCGCAGCUGGAGGAAGCGAGUAAACAGUUGCUCCACUUGGACCGAACAAGACUGGCGGUUUCAGAUGGCACGUCGAGCGCUGGAACCCCAUCAAAGGCCGCUCUGAAGAGACGACCCUGGAGUGAGAAGGAGCAGGCGGCCGUCAAACGUUACAUGAGUGAAUUUUUAAGAAAGAUGAAGGUCCCAGGCAAAAAGGAUUGCAACGCUUGCAUAGCUGCUGAACCAGAUCUCUGUGGAAGAUCUUGGACAGAUAUCAAAAACUAUGUCCACAACAGCAUCCAGACCGUACGCAGGAGAAGUAACCAGCACAAGGAUGAAAGGGAUGGUGAAAAAGAUGUGAAGCCAAAGACACCAGCAGCUGAGGUCCAAACCAACGCCAGGACAGAUUUGGAAGACCAGGCUGUUGGUUGUAGCAUGUCUUCAGGGCUUCCACAACACUUGAGAGAAAGUUCCGAAUGUUGCAUGACCAUGGAACCGCACACAAACCUGAGGGAGCCAACCCAGUACGGCCAGGAGAUGCCUUUAACGUAUACGUCCUUGUGUUCCGCCAGCGCAAAUAUGCUCCACGCAGGUCAGCCUUUGAUGUCCUCGUUCACGCCGCUCAAUGCUACGGAUACUCAAGUAGUUCCCACGUUCACGCCGCACAGCACGACGGAUGCCCUGUCUCCCGUGUACACAACAGACAACAGUCUUCACUCGAUGGCAACUCCAUAUUCACAAAACUCCUUGAGUGUAGCACAUCCUUCCAUGUAUGCCCCCCAGGACCAUUUACAUGCCCCCAUGCUGCCUGCUUUUAGUCCACAUAGUGUUCCAGGUACCUCAAUGCUUCCUACGUACACACCAUUGAACUCUCCCAGUCCGCCAAUGGUCCCUGCUUUCUCCUCACCCGGAAGCGAUAGAAGUAGGAUGAUGAUGUCCUCGUUCGCCCCUCUGAACCACACCAGUUCACCUUCCUACCCAACGAGUCCACCAAGGACUUCAAUGACUGCCCAGGUUGUCCCAACAGUCCACGGAGCUGGCACUCACACCAGAUCGCCUCUGGUUCAGGAAAGACCCUCCCCUUCCACCCCGAGGAAACAAGCCCCCCAGUCCGCUAAGCCGCAGAAGAGAAACAAAAGGUUGUGGAGCGGGGAUGAGCAGGCGGCGGUCAGGCGCCAGUUUGGAGACUUUAGUAAACUGGUCAAAGUGCCAGGCAAGAAGGACUGCGAUGCCUGCCUGGUGGCCGAACCCGCCCUAAGUAGCCGCACGUGGAGGGAGGUCAAAUAUUAUGUACACAACUCCAUUCAGUCAAUCAGGAGACGAGGCCACGUGGCUGUCCCGCAGCAAGUGGAAGAACCCAAGCAGCAACUGGACACUCCCAUGCCGACCGUGGAGUGGGACGCUCCUGUCUAUCUGUCACUGUAAAUAGUACUAACAAAGGUUUUUUACAUGUACUGAAACAUCAUUACUGUUUGGCAUACGGCGGGUCAGAUGUCAUCCGUUGGCUUCCACCAACCUUUCGUUAGCCAUCCUCAUCUGUCCAAUAGGUACAGAGUGCCUGGUCCUCCUGAUUGAUUGGGAAUCCAAGUCCACCAGAAGCAGCUACUGGUAGUUUAGUCCUGCAUGAACAACACCUCAGUAGUUCGGAGGAGGAGAGCAUUGCUUGCAGCCUCGGCUGUGCAGCGUGGCUAGUUUGUGAAUACUCUACGAUCAAUGUGGAAGGGUGUCUGUCAGUGUUUACAUUUGUGGUCACGGCGAACCUCGUUGGUCGUGGUUAGCCAGCAGCAUCCACCGGCGAAGCUUUGCACCCGGUCCUUCUGAUAGUUGUUGUUGAUAACCUUAGUGUGAUUCUCACAGUGUAUGUUACAUGUUACACUUAGCCCACCGCUCGAGUUGGAUCCUGAUAUUUAUUCUUUUUCUGUGUAUUGAAAAGGUUGCUGAAGUAGCUGUGUAUAACAGGUUCAGUACUUACUGAGAGACCCACUACCAAUCUGAACUUGUUUGAAAGGGAUUUGUGCCUUCUUUGUUUGCUCGUACCACGCAGCAUUGGCCAGCACGCUGGCCCAGAAAGGAAGUGCAGAUGUGACAGCCAUUGAUUUGUUCCUCCAAUCUUGUAAAUACAUUGAAGGAGUGGCAGCGGCAUCGUGGGUGCCCUGAAACGGUAUUUUAUGAAAGCGGCUUCCAGGGUAGGAAAAUCUGUCACGUUACCACAACAUUGUCCUGGUAUUUUUUUGUCCCAUACUCCCAAGUGACUCACUUGUUGUCAUCUGGACGUGUUCCCCACCAUCUUGUUUUUGUUUGGUGGAGCAACCACCCUUACACGCCUGCGUUCUCUCUUCGCCUGUAUUUCUGUUGUGGUUCCGCCUGUCUGUUCACAGCGCCACAUGUCGGGGUGCCUGAUGUAUGCCGUUGUUUUCACCCAGGCUUCAUCGUGCUGCGACACCCCCAAAGCAUUCUUACCUUGCCGCAAUAUCCACAUGGCCCCGCACAGAUUUUUUUGACGUUCAUUUGUGUUCUUUACCUCCUGCCAAAAAGUUUCCCCAAACAGAAGCAUCCUCCCCGCGGAGGUGUCCGGGGCAGGUCCGACCAACCUGGACGAGCUCGCCUCGGGGGCCGACAGGGGUAGCUGGACAAAGUGGCAAUGGAGAGGGAAGUCUGACCUUGGUUAGGCCGUACCAGACCUCGGAUAAGCAUUAGAAGAUGGAUGGUCGGUCGCCAUCGGUCACUACUGCUACACAGCAAGCUAAACAGCUAGUCAGCUGUGGUUGAUCAUUUGCAACCACACGUGCACCCCCGCAUCAAGAUGCGUCAGCGGAGCGACUACGCUGUAGCAUAAUGAAGCCUUUUCCAGCUUGGUGUUGCUUUUGUGCUCGUUUGCCAUCAAGCUGUCCAUGGCAUCCAUCACCAAACCAGCUGAGCCGGCAGCCGUGCCUUUAAAAGGCUAGCUAGCUGGGUCCCACACUUGCCUUUGUUCCUCUGCAGUGUUCCAUUCAAACUUUGGUAUUGGUGACCGUGCUCCCUCGCCAUACCUGUUGGCUCUUCUACACACAGUCAUAACCACCUCCAGCCUGUCUGCCACCGUCGUCCAGGUAUUUCAGUAUGUUGUUCUCAAAUAGAUAUCUCGUUACUGUAUGUUUGUAUAAGUUGCCUUGUCGCCCCAGUUAAUGCCUUUUAUCAUGUAUUGUAAGAAACAUGGAUCCUCUGCUUGUACAAUAAAACAUUUCUUUCAUGUCCAUUUGAUUCGGUCAUCACUUGUCUGUCGUCACAUGUCUCCAGUCCUCGCCAACGCAGGUGGCACAAUGUCUCCAGUCCACGCCAACGGAGGUGGCACAAUGUCUCCAGUCCACGCCAACGCAGGUGGCACAAUGUCUCCAGUCCACGCCAACGCAGGUGGCACAAUGUCUCCAGUCCUCGC
This is a messenger RNA of Doryrhamphus excisus (bluestripe pipefish), 7586 nucleotides long. RefSeq names its product M-phase phosphoprotein 8 (gene mphosph8). NCBI's taxonomy places the organism in Eukaryota, Metazoa, Chordata, Actinopteri, Syngnathiformes, Syngnathidae. The record is from RefSeq and is a predicted model, not a curated record. Gene Ontology annotation, molecular function: protein binding.